AUGCGUCUGGAUCACCUAGAAUCCAAGAAGACUUUAUACCAAAGUUGUAUUUCUAACAUCAAUCAAUACUUGCACAGUCUUUUUCGAAACUCGCGAUUCAAUGCCUCCUAUUUCUAUCUGGGAGAUCAAGUUACCAAAGAAACUCGCAAAGAAGAACCCCAACCCCAGUCUAAGCCAAAAUCCGAUGAGCAUCAUCAAGGAAAACCAAAAGUAAACCACGAGGGUAAUGAAGCUUCUGGGUCAAACGACAAAGGUAAAAUGAUCGAUGACGAUGAGGAAGAAGAGGUGUUAUCUGAAGGAGAGAAGCUUAUCAGGAAAAAGAGGGAUAAAGAGCUCGAUGAUAUUGAGCGUGUUCGUAAAGAACUUGAAGCUCAAGAAAGGGAGGUUGUGGCUGCGAAAUUUACUUUGAAGACACAAGAGUCCAUUUUUCCUCCAUGGAACAUGGAAAGGAUUCAAAAUGAGGCUAUCGACAAUCCAAGUUUGUAUUGGUUGGAGCCUUUAGUUUCUUUUGACCUGGUGAAUUCAACAGUGUCUCAAUUUGGCUUUCUAGUCACUCCAAGAGCAUUCUUAUUCAGAUGCUUUAAUCAUAUUGAGAGGGAAUCACUCUCGGAUUAUGAUGUUAAUCACAUGCUCUUCUCGUUCUAUAUCAAGUAUGGAAAGUCUCAACUUUAG
Lactuca saligna is the source of this 672-nucleotide messenger RNA. The record is from the annotation of a GenBank genome assembly. Lineage: Eukaryota; Viridiplantae; Streptophyta; Magnoliopsida; Asterales; Asteraceae.